Molecule: messenger RNA, 663 nt
Organism: Knipowitschia caucasica
Lineage: Eukaryota; Metazoa; Chordata; Actinopteri; Gobiiformes; Gobiidae
Source: the annotation of a GenBank genome assembly
AUGGAGAAAAAGAAGAUGUGUCCUCGCCUGCUCGACUACCUGGUGGUGGUCGGAGCACGGCAGCCCAGCAGUGACAGUGUGGCUCAGACGCCUCAGCUGCUGCGGCGGUACCCUCUGGAGGACCACCCCGACUUCCCGCUCCCCCCAGACGUGGUCUUCUUCUGCCAACCCGAGGGCUGCCUGAGCAUCCGGCAGCACCGUGUCAGCUUGCGCGACGACUCCUCCUUUGUCUUCACCCUCACGGACAAGGACUCGGGCAUCACGCGUUUUGGCAUCUGCGUCAACUUCUACCGUUCCUUCCAGCGCGGGCACCACCGUCAAAGACCCGACAAGAGCCACGACUCGGCCUCGCAGGGGGAGACCAGCGAGGAUUCUAGGCCCGCGUCGGCUCUGUGCUCAAAGAACUCUGAGGGGUUAGAGACCGGAGAGCAGAGCGGGGAUUUAAGCAGUAGUAAAUCGCCUCAGCACAAGAGGCGCAAUGCCAAAACUACCGCACGGAACCGCAACAGCACCUUGACGUCACUCUGCAUCCUCAGCCACUACCCGUUCUUCUCCACCUUCAGGGAGUGUCUGUACAUCCUCAAGAGGUUGGUGGACUGCUGCAGUCAGAGGCUCACGCAGCGCGCAGGCCUCCCACGCGCCGCCCAGAGGUCAGUGUCCUGA